Messenger RNA from Apus apus (common swift), 791 nucleotides. RefSeq names its product secretion associated Ras related GTPase 1A (gene SAR1A). Gene Ontology annotation, biological process: vesicle organization; endoplasmic reticulum to Golgi vesicle-mediated transport; membrane organization. Bases 94 to 690 code for a protein of 198 amino acids. Gene Ontology annotation, cellular component: COPII vesicle coat; endoplasmic reticulum exit site. Lineage: Eukaryota; Metazoa; Chordata; Aves; Apodiformes; Apodidae. Gene Ontology annotation, molecular function: GTPase activity; GTP binding. The record is from RefSeq and is a predicted model, not a curated record. The transcript has 7 exons.
GGCCCUUGACGUCCUUCCGGCGGGGGGAGCUGGCGGCGGACGAGGCGGUGGCACGGCGGCCCGGGGGCAGCCGGGGGCGGUUCAUCCUCAGCCAUGUCUUUCAUUUUCGAGUGGAUCUACAACAGCUUCAGCAGCGUGCUGCAGUUCCUAGGUUUGUACAAGAAAUCUGGGAAGCUUGUGUUCCUGGGCUUGGAUAACGCUGGCAAAACCACUCUGCUGCACAUGCUCAAAGAUGACAGGCUGGGGCAACACGUCCCCACGCUACAUCCCACAUCAGAAGAGCUGACAAUUGCUGGAAUGACCUUCACGACUUUUGAUCUGGGUGGACAUGAACAAGCUCGGAGGGUCUGGAAGAACUACCUGCCAGCCAUCAAUGGGAUUGUCUUCCUGGUGGACUGCGCGGAUCACUCGCGUCUGAUGGAAUCCAAAGUGGAGCUUAAUGCGCUCAUGACGGACGAAACAAUAUCCAAUGUGCCAAUCCUUAUCCUGGGUAACAAAAUCGACAGACCAGAGGCCAUCAGUGAGGAGAAGCUGCGGGAGAUCUUUGGGCUCUACGGACAGACCACGGGAAAGGGCAACGUGCCGCUGAAGGACCUGAACGCGCGCCCCAUGGAGGUGUUCAUGUGCAGCGUGCUGAAGAGGCAAGGCUACGGCGAGGGCUUCCGCUGGCUAUCGCAGUACAUCGACUGACACACACCAGGCUUUCACUCCUCGGGACUGAUCCUCUUCGCAAACGCUUCCUAUGGACUUUUCUACCGGAACACGGGGGGGGGGGGGGGGUGGGGGGGGGG